Nannizzia gypsea CBS 118893 is the source of this 588-nucleotide messenger RNA. RefSeq lists its product as hypothetical. The transcript has 3 exons. Lineage: Eukaryota; Fungi; Ascomycota; Eurotiomycetes; Onygenales; Arthrodermataceae. Bases 1 to 588 code for a protein of 195 amino acids. The record is from RefSeq and is a predicted model, not a curated record.
AUGUACCCAAUCAGCAAACUCGUGGUGGUGGCCUUGGCCUGUAUUGGUGGUGUCGUUGCUGCCCCAGCUCAUGUUGGGGUUAUCAUCGGCUAUCGAACCGUUUCUGAUGUACAAGCAGCAAUGUACAAGAAAGCCGGGACCCCUGUUUUUGAUAAACCCUGGGGAGACACCCAGAUAGGGGAAGGAGUCUAUCUCACUGCAAAGGGGGCCGGGUGGCCAGGCGGGACUAAGGAUUCGUUUUGCGCCAUCUCUGCAAAUCCAGCGCGGCUUUCCUCUACCAAAAAGGCAUGGAUACCCGAAACCUACGGCGGAAAGACCCUCUGGAAGAAGCUUGCCAACAUAGACGCGUAUAUCAAGUCGCUAGAUAAGACUUGGGACCCAGCUAGCGUCCUACGACUCUCACGUAUCUUAGGUAAAGAAACCGAACUUCAGUUGCUGAUUCCCCCGAAGCUGCUGAAUCAGAAUGGAGGCGGUCUCGGGUUGACGGUGACUUGUACCAAAGACGAAAAAAAGAUGAAGAAUAUGCCGACGAUUGACUGGUUGAAUGACUCCCGUUGGAGAACGAAUGUGAAAGGACGGAUGGACUGA